Emericellopsis atlantica is the source of this 1158-nucleotide messenger RNA. Its product is annotated as RNA polymerase Rpc34 subunit. The record is from RefSeq and is a predicted model, not a curated record. NCBI's taxonomy places the organism in Eukaryota, Fungi, Ascomycota, Sordariomycetes, Hypocreales, Bionectriaceae. The coding region runs from base 1 to 1158 and encodes 385 amino acids. The transcript has 2 exons. Gene Ontology annotation, cellular component: RNA polymerase III complex. Gene Ontology annotation, biological process: transcription by RNA polymerase III.
AUGCCUCCCGCGGUAAAGGAGGAGGGCAAAGCUGCCAAGCUUGCCCUCAUGAAGCAGAUGCUCUACGACAAAGUCCGCGAGACCGGGCGCGAGGACGACCUCUUCACACAGGAAGACCUGCUCGCCCUCGAUGUGAUUCCCAAUCGCGACAUGGUCUUGCUGGCCGAGACGGUGCAGGCUCUCAGCGAUGACAAACUCUUCGUGACGAUGCGCGAAGCGGGAGGGUCCUUCUCGUGGAAAUGGCGCGACGCGCAGGAGGCGCACAAAUACAAGCAGUGCACGACGGAAGAGCAGAGCAUGGUCUACUCGUUGAUUGAUGACUCGGGCGGCGAUGGCCUCUGGUCGCAGACCCUCCAGCGACGACUGAACAUGCACGACACCGUCCUCAAGAACGCCCUGAAACAGCUGCAGACCAAGGGGCUCAUCGUCCCGUUCAAGAACGUUGAGCAUCCGAACAAGAAGAUGUUCAUCAAGGCAUCCAUUCAACCGAGCGAUCGAGCAACCGGCGGACCUUGGUAUACCGACCAGAACCUGGACGAGGCGUUCAUCGAGGAGUUGCAAAGAGUCGUCUUUGACUUCAUUAAGCGUCAGAGCAGCUACAUCAGCCGGCACGGCCACGAUUCAAGAACGCAAAAGAUGCCGAAAAAGGGUGUGAUCAAGGGAGAAGACCGGGGCAAGAAACGGGCGGCGAGCGAAAUGGAGGAGCCGGCUCCCAAGGCGGCCAAGACCACGGCCAUAUCAACGCCGAGGAAAGACGUGCUCUUGCCGUUGCCUGCUGGUUUCACGGGCUAUCCCACCGUCAAGGAUAUUGCGCGACUUCUGUCCUCCAGUGGUAUUACGAAUAACACCAUCUUGACCGAGAUGGACGUGAAGAAGCUCGUCGACGUGUUGGUGUGGGACAACCUGAUCGAGCCGAUACGAGUCGGGGGCAAGACUGGCUACAGAGUGUCGAGAGUCGCCAAGCAGUCUACGCAAGGGUGGGCAGGGCGCGAGGACGGAGUGGACGGCAACCCAGAGCCGUACAUCAGCCCGUACACAGAAGCUCCGUGUGGACGAUGUCCUGUCUUUGAGCUGUGCGAGGAUGGAGGGCCCGUCGGCCCGAGCAACUGCGAAUACUACGCGAAAUGGCUUGGGGAAGAAGAAGAAGCGCGGCAAUGA